UUCCCUUUAGUCUGCCGCCAACCAGCGUCUGCUCGAGUCGGUUCCUCAAUUGUGUUCCCGACCGAUCGAAAAAUUAAUUUUUUUUUUUGUGUGUGUGUGUUUGUGUGUGUGUGUAUCUCUUUUUUUUUUCUCUGCUUGUAUUCGUUGGCACGUUACGUCAGUGCAUUUUGCCAAGUGAUUUACUGGCACCCAAUCAGAAGACAACGGAUUAACGACAUUCACUGGAUAUAUAAUCAAUUCAACAAAACUUGGGUUGUGCGUGUUGUUCUUUUUCCCUGUCCCAAACCGACAAAAACAAAAAAAAACAAAACAAAUACGAAGAGGGAAAAGCUUUUCUUUUUUUUUUUCGCUUUUUUCCGGUUCGAUUAAGUUUUGAAAAAAUUAAUAUUAUCGCAGUGGUCGGAGUCGAUCUGACACGGUAUGAACGAGUGGAAUGUGCUGAUCAGAUUGUGACUUGCCAUGUUUUGACCUCUUUCAAAAUACGAUUUAAAAAAAUAAAAAACAAAACAAAAUUCUUAACUAUCAAAGCCAAAAAGUCCGGUGCAUUUUACCUGGGGAAUAUCCUACCUGCCAAUGGAGACGGUUCAAGUAAUAACCGACCUUCACCAAGAGCUUUGACUUGUUUCAACUACAGUAUCCCCUCCCCACCCCCUUUAAAAAAAUUUGGGUAUAGAUAUCAAUAAAAAAAAAAAAAAGGAAGAGCUGCCAAACUCAUCGCCGGAAACAUCCGACAGAAAGAGAAAAAGAAAUUUUAAAAAAUAAAAAGAAGAUGAUGUUUCGUAAACACCUGAGCGCUCAAAGUUGGCGAACGGUGGGGGCAGUGUUGCUCCUACUCUCGCACUACGUCGGACCCGGAUCGUCCUUUAUGGUUGUGGUUGACGAGCCGGCUGUUACCCCGGCCGGAUCAAUCAUUUUCCACGCCGCAAUGACGGAUGACGGAGGCCAGAACGGACGCCAGUGGACCUACGUUUGGUCAUCAACGUCACCGGAAACGACCAGAAGCUUUUUUCAUCUGAGCAGAGAUGGAUCGGUGCGUUUAAAACGGUCACCCAUCAGCCGGCCUUGCUCCGACUGGCCCCUGCGUAUCGAAGCCUACGAUCCGGCCGUCCGCACGGGAGUAACGCGGGUCAGUUUGCCGCUAACGGUUCGAUUCAAAUCCUGCGGCAAUCAACUGAUGGACGGCCAUCGUCGGCAGCGAGUCGACCAUUCGGUCCGAUUGACCACCAUCCUACCGGACUGGGCGGGACGUGAAGUGGACGACGACCGGCUUUUCAACGAGAUUUGCCUGCGGCGGAGUGAGCUCAUAGUCCCCAAACUGGAUGCCUACCUGCCGGAAUCGGUGCGACGCUACUGCAGGACUGACAGUUGGACUUCGUCAACGUCCAACCGAGCGGUAGAAUCAUCGGGAGUGGAUCUGGUUUCGACAGAAUCUGAAUGCCGUCCGGGACGGACGGGCAACGCCCACCUUCACUAUCGGCUCAACUGUUCGUCGCCCAUCGGCAAUGGCGUUGUUGAAGCGCAAAGAGAAAUGGAUGUGACGGCCCGAUUGGAUCCUCCUCCGCCACCCGACAUUUUGCACCGGUCCGGCCACCGCCAGCGACGCCAAACUGCCGCAGACGCUUCCUUCUCAUUCGAGCAGCCCGUCUACGUCGCGUCCGUGCCGGAAGAGCGAGACAGAGGCUUGCAAGUGAUCUCUUUAGCCGUCCGCAAUCCGCCGCCGAUAGGCGUCAUGUACUCCAUGGUGGCCGUCUUAGACGCCCGUUCGCAAAAAUUAUUCUCCAUCGACGGCCAGACGGGCAGCAUCACAACGUCGGCUCGCUUAGACCGCGAGUCUAUGGACGUCCACUAUCUGCGCGUGACGGCGACGGAAAUGGUGGCCGGCGCCGAGGGCAGCGGCGGAGCCAACAGGCCGCAACCGAGAAGCGCCACCGCCACCGUUCAGAUAAACGUCGAAGAUGUCAACGAUUUCCCGCCAACAUUCGAACAGGCUAAUUACGAGACGGCCAUCAAAGAGUCGGCCUCCAUCGGGACGGCCGUCCUGACGGUCCGCGCUAAAGAUCAGGACGCCGGAGCCAACGCCGAUGUCCAUUACAGCAUUGUCAAUCCGUUCGGAGCCAACGAAGCGUUCCGCAUCGAUGCUAAAACGGGGGUCAUCAGCACUCGGCUGGCCCUGGACCGCGAAACCAACGACCAGUACAAUCUGACCAUCCAGGCUGUGGACCAAGGACCGGUCCAGGAGCGUCAAUCAGCCACUGCUUCGGUUCACGUCCAGAUCGGCGAUGAAAACGACAAUUAUCCGCAAUUCUCCGAACGGACGUACACGGUCGAAGUGGCCGAGAAUGUCAACUGGGCAGAGAACCCAAUCGUCGCUCGCAUCAGGGCGACAGAUGCGGAUGUUGGUCCUAACGCCAUCCUGCGGUAUUCGCUUAUCGGUGGCAACACGCAGGGCCACUUUGUCAUCGACUCGUUGAGCGGCGACGUUGCCGUUGUGCAGCCGCUCGAUUUCGAAACGGUGCGAAGCUACCGGUUGGUCAUCCGCGCCCAAGAUGGCGGCAAUCCGAGCCGUUCAAACACGACCCAGUUGCUUGUCAACGUGCGCGAUGUCAACGACAACGCCCCGCGUUUCUACACGUCCCUUUUCCAAGAAUCCGUCAUCGAAAACGUGCCCAUCGGCCACAGCAUCGUCAGGGUUCAAGCCUACGACGCCGACGACGCCGACAACGCCCUCAUCUCCUACAGGAUCGUCCCGUUGGCCAUCAUGACCCCGACCGGCAAUCAGCAGACGGACGAAGAUCAACUGCCAUUCGGCAUCGAUCCCGACACGGGCUGGAUCGUCACCGUGCGUGAUCUGGACCGCGAAGAGAAUCACCAUCACGAGUUCGAGGUUUUGGCAACGGACGGCGGCGGGAAAACGGCGACGGCCCGCGUCGUUCUGCAAAUUCAAGAUCAGAACGACAACGACCCCGUUUUUUGGCCCAAAAUUUACGACGCCGUCGUCGGCGAAGACGCCACGCCAGGGACGCCCGUCUUGACCGUCACGGCCACCGAUCGCGACGAGAAUCCCAGGCUCCAGUAUUCCAUCGUGGGCGGCAACGUCAGAGGCCGUUUCAGCGUCAGCUCGCAAAACGGACAAGGUCUCAUCUCCGUGGCCCAGCCGCUCGACUACAAACAAGAGAAACGCUUCGUGCUAACCGUCCAGGCCAGCGACUCUGGCGGACGCAGCGACACGGCCACCGUUUACCUCAACGUCUCCGACGCCAACACUCACGCGCCGGCCUUCGAAGCCGCGCCUUAUUCGGCCACUGUGUUCGAAGACGCCCCGAUAGGAACAACCGUUUUAAUUGUGGCUGCCAGCGACGGAGAUGUGGGCGACAAUGCGCGAAUCACGUACGGACUAUCGGGCGAGUUAGUGCCGGAAUUCUCCAUCCAGCCGGCCACUGGCGCCAUCAUCACGACCAAACCGCUGGACAGAGAGCGGACGUCCGGCUACUUGCUGACCAUCACGGCUCGCGAUAACGGAAACCCGCCGCUGAGCGACACCACCGACGUGGAGAUCAGCCUGGCCGACGUCAACGACAACCCGCCCGUCUUCCAGCAGACGACCUACACGGCCAACGUGCCGGAAGACGCGCUCAUCGGCACUUCCGUCCUCCAAGUGACGGCCACCGACGCCGACCAGGGAUUUAACGGCAGAGUUCGUUACGUUCUACUGGACAGCGACGCCAACGCUUCCCCCUUCACCCUGGACGCCACUUCCGGCAUUUUGCGGACCAAUAAAUUGCUGGACAGAGAAUCGACGGCCAAGUACGACCUGCUGGUCCAGGCCAUCGAUCGCGGUACUCCCGAACUGUCGGGAGCGGCGUCCGUCAUCGUCAUCAUCGACGACGUCAACGACUCGCCGCCGUCUUUCAACAUUCCGCCGUCAUCGGAUCGCGUCCGGCUCUUCAUCCAGGAGAACUCGCCCGUCGGAUCGAAAGUGGGCGACAUUUUGGCCCGCGAUCCCGACGAAGGCGUCAACGCCGUCGUCCAUUAUUCCAUCAUUGGCGGGCCGGACGCCGAAGCUUUCACGCUCGUCCCGCGUCCGGAAUCCGGAUCGGCCGAGCUUCUGACGCGCAUCGACUUGGACUACGAGUCGGCCCGCAAGCGCUACGAGCUGCUGGUGCGGGCGGCAUCGCCGCCGCUGCGCACCGACGUCAUCGUCGAAGUCAACGUCGUCGACGUCAACGACAACGUGCCCGUCCUCAACGAUUUCCGGCUGGUGCUUAACAAUUUCAGAAAUUAUUUCCCUUUGGGGCCGGUGGCCCGCGUGCCCGUCUUCGACGCAGACGUCAACGACCAGUUGCACUACCGGGUGGUAUCUGGCAACAGCGCGGAUUUGAUCCAUUUGAACGAAACGAGCGGCUACAUCACCCUGUCAUCAAACCUGAACACUAAUGUGCCCAUCUCGGCGGCUAUGGAAAUCUCCGUCAGCGACGGCACAAAUGUGGUCAGAGCUGAAAUGCAACUGUCUGUUUUACUGGUGACGGACGCGAUGCUAUUCAACUCGGUGACGCUCCGAUUGGGCGACAUGGAUCAGGAGAGCUUCCUGUCUCAACCGCUCUACAAUUAUUUCGUAGACGGCCUGGCCGCCAUCAUCCCUUGCCCCAAGGAGAACGUCUUUGUCUUCAACAUUCAGAACGAUUACGAGGCAGACGGGCGGAUACUGAACGUUAGUUUCUCUGCCAAACGGCCCGACCUACCGGGCGAGGUCCUCUAUACGCAGCAGUUUCUCCAGGAACGAGUUUACCUCCGGCGCCACGCCCUGACUAAAUUAACCACCCUCCAGGUGUUACCAUUCGACGACACGUUAUGCGUCCGAGAGCCUUGUCUCAAUUUCGAAGAGUGCCUUUCGGUCCUGAAAUUCGGCAACGCAUCCGAUUUCAUCAGCAGCCCUACUCUGCUCUUCCGGCCCAUCCAUCCAGUCAGCACUUUUGCCUGCAGGUGUCCAGCUGGAUUCACCGGAAUGAGAGAGCAUUACGUGUGCGACACGGAAGUCAACUUGUGCUACUCCAAUCCGUGCCUGAACGGGGGCAGCUGCCUGCGCAAAGAGGGCGGUUACACGUGCCUGUGUCGACAGGGAUUCACUGGAAGCGAAUGCCAACUGGAUGUGUCGGGGAAAAUGGGCAUCGCAGCCGGCGGACGCGGAAGGCAACAAGAUAAAACGUGCAAUGGAAGGACUGGCCUUUGCGCUCUGACCAACUGCACGGGCCCGGCAAAUUUCUACACGCCGCUGACUUGUCAUCUGCGCUCACGCAGUUUCUAUCGAGGAUCUUUCCUCACUUUUCCAGCCUUGAGACAGCGUUAUCGUCUCCACCUCAAACUCAGUUUUGCUACGAGAGAGAGAAACGGCCUGUUGUUGUACAAUGGACGAUACAACGAACGUCACGAUUUCAUCGCACUGGAACUGAUCGACGGCCGCCUUUCAUUCUCCUUUUCGCUGGGCGCUAAUUUGUCUCACGUUGUCCUCGAACAGCCUUUCUCAUUAGCCGAUGGCGAUUGGCAUACGGUCACUAUCGAUUACUUCAACAGGACGGUGGUGUUGAGUUUAGAUGACUGUGACACGGCCGUCAGUGUUAAGUACGGCCAUAAGUUGGGUAGUAAAUGUGCCGCUCAGGUCGUUCACCACCUGGAGCCACGCUGUGCCCAGUUUACCGAGACAUGCCACCGGUUCCUGGACUUGACGGCGCCCCUGCAGCUGGGAGGUUUGCCGUCAGCCUCGUCCGAAUUCCAAGUUCGCAAUCGCGACUACGACGGAUGCAUCAAGGACCUUCACAUCGACCACCAAUUCAUCGACUUGGCCAGCUUCGUGGCCGACAACGGCACCGUUGCCGGUUGUCAGGAAAAGAAAGAUUUCUGCUCUUCGAAUCCGUGCCGCAACGGAGGCAAAUGCCGCCAGGGUUUCAGCACUUUCCUCUGCGAGUGUCCCGAUGGCGUGGCCGGCAAAGAUUGUUCAGAAACCAUUGAAGGGUCGAGGCAAUUCCGUGGCGACGGCUAUUUGAUAUUCACGCCAGACGCCAAGCCCAUCGUUUUACCGUGGUCGGCCAGCUUCGCUUUCCGCACCAGACAGGCGGAUUCGUUUCUGAUGAAGCUGGAAAUCGAACCCGCUCAUUUCGUGCUCGUUGAGACUAUCGACGGUAAAUUGAGCAUCACCUGGGAAUCGGGCCAGUUCAGUUUGGCUGACACGGAGCCGCUCAACGAUGGCAAAUGGCACUGGGCCGAGCUCAAGUGGAUGCAAGGUGAACUCUGGCUCAAUACCGACUACGGCCUCUACGAGAAAACCGUGCCCGUCGACUCGAAAUUGACCGGAUUGAUGCCGGCCAGAGUCGUUCUCGGUCGAUUAGAAACGGCCAACACAACCGGAUUGAUCGGCUGCAUCAAAGAUGUCAGAAUCGACCAGCAACGCAACUUGUGGUUGAAAUCAUCGGUCGAGCAUCGAGUGAGCGACGGCUGCAGCUCGACAGAUUCCUGUAGCGCCCGCAGCGACAUGUGCCCGCAACGUGCCACUUGCGCAGACACUUGGAAUUCGCACAAAUGCGUGUGCGACGUUGGCUUUGUUGGAGCCGAUUGCGCAAACAUUUGCGAGUACAACCCCUGCGAGAAUAAUGCCACCUGUCAAAUCGACCAGUCCAUUCGGCGGGGUUACAAAUGCGGCUGUCAAGGUGACACGUCAGGCGAUUAUUGCGAAGUGGCCUUAGAUCAGCCGUGCCCAGCAACGUGGUGGGGCUAUCCGGUUUGCGGGCCGUGUCGCUGCGACACGGACAAAGGCUACGAUCCCAACUGUAACAAAACCAACGGCCAAUGCGUCUGUCAGGAAAAUCACUACCAGCCGGUCAACGAGGAGGAAUGUCUCGACUGUAAUUGCUACCUGACGGGCUCGUUUGGCUCAAAGUGUGACGCCCUUACCGGUCAAUGCAAGUGCCGACCGGGAGUCAUUGGCCGGCGAUGCGACUCUUGCCCCAACCUUUUCGCCGAAGUCACGCUCAAUGGAUGCGAAGUAAUCUACGACGCUUGCCCAAGGAGCUUCGACUCCGGCAUCUGGUUCGACCGCACCCUAUACGGACUGACCACCGCCAGAGAUUGUCCAAUAGGAUCGCUGGGACAGGCUUACAAAACGUGCGACAAGGAAGUCGGUUGGAUGCCCGCUGAUUUAUUCAAUUGCACCACCAUCCCCUUCGUUGAUUUAAGAGAAAUGUUGAAACGAUUGGAUCAGGGCAGUUUGAACCUCAACCCGUUCAUCUCGGUGAGGCUGGCGCAACAGCUGUUCAAAGCCACGAAUCACAGUUCGAAACUGUACGGUAGCGAUAUCUUCAUCGGACAACAGCUGCUCGUCAAAAUUUUAGAGCACGACACGCAUCGCGAAGGAUUCAACUUGACUCACCGGCACGACAAAGAUUUUAUCAGAAAUCUGGUUAGCGCUACGAGCGUGCUCUUCCAGUUACAAUAUGUCGGACAUUGGAGGACGAUCGAACGAGUCCACGGCUACGGAGCUGAGGCGCUUCUCAUGGCUUUCCAAAACUACGCCGCUAAUUUGGCACGUCAGCAAAACAGCACUUAUACACUACCGUUCGAAGUUGUCACCCCUAAUAUGGUUUUCGGAAUGGAUUUGUUGAGCACGGAACAAAUCAUAGGACACGAAUCAAAAUCGAGCGGAUUGGAAAAGAUCGUGCUGCCGGACACUAGCCGAUACCUGGAAGAAGGAUCGGCAGGUGUCAAUAAAGAGCGGCCAUCGUCAGCCAACGCCAUUUUCCCGAAAUACAACAACUACGUCAAAAACCCCGUGCUGUUCGAUCGAACGUCAAAAUUCUUCACGCCGCUCAAUUUACUCGGCUUCCGACUGCCGUCCAGCCAAAAGACGACCGACCGUUCCAACGCCGAAACCCAACGGUCCGUCGUCAGCUACGCCAUCUACCGGACGGCCGGCGAAAUUUUGCCCCAAGUUUUCGAAGCGAAUUUAAGACAACGUUACGGAGUCGAUCUGACCUUGCCCUCCACCACGAUGGGACUGGCCGCCUUGUCCGUCGACGGCAACAUCAUAUCAGAUGAGCCAGAUGGGCCGCCGAUCAAGUACCGCAUUCGAGUCGAUUACGUCAACCAGCGCGCCAAUCCGCAGUGCGUUCACUGGAAACCAACGGGGUCGGGCGGGGCCGGUUCGGCCCUGGCGAAAGGCGCGUGGAGCCGAGAAGGUUGUCGAACGGAUUUCCACGAUCCGUGGUUCUACGAUCAAGAGGAUUUCCACGUGAAUUGCACAUGCUCAAGUCUGGGGCCAGUGGCCGUCGUCAUGAACAAAGAGGAAUUCAUAACAAUGGCGAGGGAGCCUACGCUGAUCGAAGAUGUGGUCACGUACAUCGGUCUGGUGGCCAGCGUGGUUUUCUUGGCGGUGGCGUUCAUCUGUCUCAGUUUGAUUAGCGGCCAGCAACAGACCAAUUCCAAUUCAAUCCACCGCAAUUUCGUCGUCUGCCUCCUACUGGCUCAGCUGCUCUUCUUGUUGGCCCUCAAACUGCGGGGAACCGUCCAACACCACGAGUUUGUUUGUAAAUUACUGGCCAUGGGUUUGCACUACUUGUGGUUGUGCAUCUUCUCCUGGCUGAUGAUCGAAUCGAUCCACUUGUACCGAAUGCUGACCGAACUGCGUGACGUCAAUCAUGGCCACAUGAGCUUCUAUUAUUCAGUCGGCUACGGACUUCCGGCCAUCAUCCUUGGCUUGUCGGUCGGUGUGCGCGCGGACCAAUACGGCAAUUAUUAUUUCUGCUGGUUGUCGGUUUUCGAAUCAGUCAUCUGGAGUCUGGUCGGCCCGUGUUGCUUCAUGAUUGUCUGCUCGCUAAUUACCUUCGGCAUGGGCUUGCGGGCCGCCUUCACGCUCAAAGAUCACAUCGAAGGUUACGGCAAUUUGAGAACGCUCAUUUGGCUCGGCUUGGCCCUCCUACCUGUCACGGCCACCGUGUGGGUAUUGGCCGUCUUGUCGGCCAGUGACACAUCCGAAAUUCUCUUUUACGCCUUCUCACUCUGCUCCGUCCUCGAGUCCAUUUUCAUCAUGCUGGGCUACUGUCUACUGAACCGACGGGUUCGUCUCGGCCUACUCCAUCUAGCGGGACGCAAAGACACUAUGGAUCACGAUGACAUUCACGGACUUGGCCAUCAGAUAGAAACGCAUUCGGUCACAGCCUCCCGAUCGGCUUUGGCCUAUCAAAACAAUCGCGACACGGCGUCCACUUUGCAGCAACGAGAACAGAAUCAUCAGAGACAUCUAGGCAUUUCGACGGCAUCGACCACGUCCCGCUCUACUUGCAAGACGGGCAGCAGCAGCAAUUACCGCAGCGCCGAUAUGCGCAGCGGCGAUGUUUCGACCAGUACGGGCAGCCGUUCGUCGUACACUAGUAGGCAAAUCGUACACAAAUCCCCGUACGCUUACGACAACGAUGACGAACAACCGAAAAAGAGACAUCCGUCCGGAGGAGAAAGCGGAGGUGAAUCGGACGGCCAAUUGGAUUUGGCUUCGAGUCACACGAGCGAUGACGAUGAAACCGCCACCAACAGAAGUCUUAGCAUCAACAGAAAUUUGAAAGAACAUCGAAAACCAGAGUUGCCUUCAAAACCAGCCUUCAUGCCCAACAUUUGCGAAGUGGGUGAACCAAUGCCCCAAAUUCCAUCUCCAACACCACCCCAUAACAUGAUGAUGCCCAUGUCGAACAGCAACAUACGGCCACUCUAUUCGCCUGCCUGGUCUAGCCAACUGCCACCACCCGCUUAUCCACUAUCGAUGUCUUACUCGCCGGCCGGUCGUUGGGUUUCGGAGAGGAUGUCCAGCGCCACGCCUUCAGAGAACGAACAGGCCAGCCCGAACGCGGGCCACGCCAAAUCGUCUACCCAUUUCAUCGCACCUCUGGGUAUGCCACGUAAUUACGACGAUGAAGAUUACGAGGAUUACGAGCACCAUCAAGAAAGGAAUCCCGCUGGAUUCCAAACGGUAGACAACGAUGCUCAACGAACAGACGGGUUCUCGUUGGACGGUCGAGACAUUGGCGGUUCCGUCACGAACAAUUUGAAUUUCGCAUCAACCGCCACGGGCAUUGCACCUGAGAGAAAACUCAUGACUCCCGUAACCACCCUGGAAAUGACCGACUCGGAAUAUGUCUAACACACACAGAGGACACACUCCAGCUCCAGGGCAUGUGUAGGUGUUCUUGCACGCAAUCCGACCAUCUGGUGAAGAUGAGGACGUUUUAAAAAUAAAAAAUUCAAAGUUGACCGAAAAAAGAGAAGAUGAGCAAAAAUUCAACGACCUGUUUCCGUCCUCUCCCCUCGAGUCCAAUCCAAUGCAAAUGACGAUAUUAUUAGAAACUGGUUGUAAUGACCGCUACCAAUUUUGGUUGUGUUAUUUGUAAAUGUACAGCUUUUUUGUUAAAGAAAAGAAGAAAAAAAAAACGUAUGAGUGAUAAGAUCUCUUUUGAUUCCAUUUUUUUUUUUACUUCUUGUCUUCACAAGUAUACUUGCUGUUUCUGUUCGUUAAAAGUGCCAUGUUUUUUUGUUCAGUGUGCGAUGUAACAAUGUGUUUUUUUCGUUUUAACGUCUUGUGCAAUAAAGGAAUCUUGUCUGUUAA
Molecule: messenger RNA, 10636 nt
Organism: Daphnia magna
Lineage: Eukaryota; Metazoa; Arthropoda; Branchiopoda; Diplostraca; Daphniidae
Gene: stan
Product: protocadherin-like wing polarity protein stan
Exons: 25
Coding region: 770-10174 (3134 amino acids)
Biological process (GO): G protein-coupled receptor signaling pathway; cell surface receptor signaling pathway; homophilic cell-cell adhesion
Cellular component (GO): plasma membrane
Molecular function (GO): G protein-coupled receptor activity; calcium ion binding
Source: RefSeq, a predicted model, not a curated record